Molecule: messenger RNA, 2280 nt
Organism: Naumovozyma castellii
Lineage: Eukaryota; Fungi; Ascomycota; Saccharomycetes; Saccharomycetales; Saccharomycetaceae
Gene: CUL3
Product: cullin CUL3
Exons: 1
Coding region: 1-2280 (759 amino acids)
Source: RefSeq, a predicted model, not a curated record
AUGGUCCAUACGAAGAAAGCCAAGAUUUUAAUCCCAACAAGGACUGAGGAUGUCAACUUCUCUUUUGAAGAAACUUGGGGACUGUUAGCAAAGGCAAUAGACGCCGUGUAUAUGGAACGUUAUGGACCCUUUACCUUUGAAUCCAUUUACCGCCUGGUUUAUAUGACAGUCGUCAAUGAGAAGGCAAGUGACUUGUACACUAAGUUAAAGGUCUAUGUCGGAACAAAAUUGGAAAGUCAAGUUAAGGAUCUCAAACUGGAUUGGAGCAGAGGUAUGGAAUCCUUAAAAAUUGUUGUUGACCUGUGGGAUUCGCAAAAUUUAGCUUUUGAUCUUAUAAGUGACUUGUUUCUCUAUUUGGAUAAAGUUUAUUGUAAACCUAAUAGGUAUCCUGAAGUUUUUGAAUUAUGUCUUCAAGUAUUUAAAGAUGGAUUCGUUUUACCAUUUAAGAUUCAAAUAUUUAACGCGUUUAUCGAAACUAUUAAUGAAUCAAGGAGGAUGAAAAGCAUAAAUGAAGGUGAUGCUCAAAUAUGGCAUCAGAUUGCUCGUAUGAUGCAAAUGUUGGAAGAAGAUUACGAUACUGUCUUUAACAAUCAGUUCGAGCCAUUUUUCUUGGAUGAAACAGAAAAGUUCUACGAUGAAUCAUUUGAUCCUAAUCAGUAUCCACCAAUUGGUUGUUUAGAAGAGGUCAAGCGGCUGAAGGAUAUAGAAUAUAAGAGAGAUUUGAAAUUUUUGGAUUCUGAUACUACCUCCAAACUGACUACCGUCUUGGAGAAGGUAUUAAUUUGGAAAAAACUUGGAUCUGUCUUAUUGCUGCUGGUAAAUGAAGCCCUUAAAAACGACGAUUUUCUUUUACUUCAGGAAUUGUUUGAUUUAUCCUCUAAUGAGCAAUACAAGCAAGGUAUAAUAGAUUCUAUUAAGAAGUAUAUUUUACAAGAUUUACAAGGCAAGAAAAUUGAUGCGACAAUAAGAAAAAAGGUUUCUAUCGCGAUUGAAUGGGUAUCCUUUACCAUUGAGAAACUUGAUCAUUAUACCAAUAUAUUACGACGCCUUGACUUUGGUAUGGAUAAAACGGAAAAUAAUGAAGACGUUUCAAAUAAUAGUAAUCACAGUAAGGGAUUAAUCCCUAAUGUAAGUGUGGUGAACGAAGUAUUUGCUUCAUACUUAGACCAAAAUAAGAGAAGAGCACCUGAGUUCAUAUGCUUCUAUUUAGACUCUCGUUUGAAAUGGACUCAACAAAAGAAAGAGAUUCAAUCGGCGAAGGAAGACUUGGAAAGGUGCGUCAAGCUGUUUAAACUACUCUCAGAUAAAGAUUUGUUUGAAGCAUUUUAUAGACAACAACUCUCGAGAAGACUUUUGCACCAGAGAUCAUCGAUUGACAUUGAAAGGUGGCUUAUCAAAAGAAUCAAGGAAGAAAUGGGUGUGUUCUUUACCUCAAAAUUGGAAGGUAUGUUAAGGGAUAUUGCAACAUCAAAUGAUUUGUCGAAUAACUUCAAGAAUGCAUAUGCUGAUGACAUAGGUAACAUAGAGUAUAUUCCACAAAUUCUCACAAUAACAUCAUGGCCCUUCUCGAAUUCUCCAGCUUUAGAAGAGGAUAUUAUUUUCCCAUCUCAGUUGCAGCAACUCAAACUUGAUUUUGAGGCCCUUUAUAGUAAAAAAUAUAAUCAACGGUCUUUGAAAUGGGAUUAUCAACUCAGUCUGGUUGAAAUAGGCUAUCAGUUCGAAAAAAGCUAUCACGAACUGAGCAUGUCUGUUUAUGGCGCUCUAAUAUUACUGUUGUUUGAAGAUCGUUCCAGUUUGACAACAGAAAUGAUUGAAGACCUAACACAUAUACCCAAGCAGGAACUUCAUAAUCAGUUAUUACAUAUGGCUUCGUCACCGAAGGGAAACAUAUUAAAUAAAUUGCCAGCCUCAAGUGCCAUUUCACCAUUGGACAUAUUCUCCAUAAAUGAGAGCUUUUCCGUUCCAACCAGAAAAUAUAAAGUCCUGACAGGUCCCAGCAUGAACAUCCCUUCUUCUUCCUCUUCAAGGACGGAACCUCAUAAUGUUAUUGAUAAUGUUGAAAAAGAUAGAAUUGCAGAGUGUAAUGCUGCAAUUGUCAGGAUAAUGAAGCAAAAUAAAGAAAUGGGAUUUGAAGAAUUAUACAAGGACGCCGAAGCAAGUACGGCAAAGAGAUUCGCAUUGACCGAUCGUAUUUUUAAGAAAAGUGUGAAAUCUCUGCUCGACAAAGAAUAUUUAAGAAAAGAAAUUUCAGAUUCUCAUAUCCUUCACUACAUUCCAUAG